Trichophyton benhamiae CBS 112371 is the source of this 2130-nucleotide messenger RNA. RefSeq lists its product as uncharacterized. The record is from RefSeq and is a predicted model, not a curated record. Lineage: Eukaryota; Fungi; Ascomycota; Eurotiomycetes; Onygenales; Arthrodermataceae. The transcript has 4 exons. The coding region runs from base 1 to 2130 and encodes 709 amino acids.
AUGUUAAAGUGCCGGUCUCCGGGCAACCCCCCUGAGACGGACGUAGCCCAGCCAGCAGGACCCGUCCUCGCGCGAGAUGACGGAGUGCAGCAGGUCGCAGGUCGAGCGGAUGGCGUCCUCGCGGGCCUGGGGAGGCAGCGUGUCUAUCAUGGAGGCGCCCAUGAGCCUGACCCAUCCUGCAAUUCCGGUGUCAUUGGUGUCAUUGCUGGUAUCUUUAGAGUCUUUUCUGGAGUCACUACUUCUAGAGUCACUCUCGGUGAGUCUGGUCGGCCUGUACUCGACCUCGAGGGAGUCGACGACAAAGCCGAUGCGCUCGAGGGCGUCUCGCAUCCAGGCGGCCGAGGGGAAGAACCAGGGGCUGGCGUCUCUGGCCUGCUGCAGCGGCAGGCCAUGGAGCACGAGCGCAGCCAGCAGGGCAGCGUGGACCUCCGCGACGUUGCCAUGGCCGCCCAUUUCGAAGACAAAGACGCCACCGGGCCUGAGGCAGUCGAAGAUGGCCUGCAGGACGGGGAUUCUGGUGCUGGCGUCUCUCAGGAUCCAGUGCAGCGCUGCGUUGGACACUCUAUCAACCGUCAGCCCAACACAUCACAUCACAACACCCGCAUUCGUAGAAUUCACGGCGCCGACGGCAGAGACGAACCUGGCCGUGAACUGGCCGUCGCCGCAGCCGACAUCGAGCACUCUGUCCUCGCGGCGAGGCUGCAGCAGCUGCAGCACCGUGUCCGCGAGCCGGGGCACGAAGGCCGCCGCCGCCUCGUAUGCCUGGUUAUAUAUUAUAUUGUCAGCCAGCUCAACCGCCCAUCACGCAGGCAGAAGCCCCUAUCUCGCACCUCUGAGGACCAGCUGUCCUUUUCUUCUCCCUGCAUCUGUGUAUCCUCUCUGUCUGUCUGUGUCCUCUUUGUGUCUGCUUCUCGUCUCCACCGCGCGGCCAAGGUCGCCAAGGGCGCAGCUCGGGAUCGCAGGUCGAUAGAAGCUGCUGUCGAUGCCCCAAGCGGGAGAGAAAGAGAGAGGGAGAGAGAGAGAGAGAAGAGAGCAGGCGAUGGACGGGCAGCGGAAGAAGUGCUGGCGAAGAUGGAGGAGACGAAGAUGCCGGCGAGAGAAGUUGGCCGGCAGUCGGCUUUUAACCAGAACAACAUCGACAUCUAUGUACAUCUACGCAACCUCGAGAGCACCAGCGACAUCGACAUCGACAGCAAGAUAUCCACAGCCUAUCGACCCAUCGAUGAGACCGACGGAAGACUGGAAGACGGAAAUCUCUGCCCUUCUCUGCUGCUGCUCUGUCUUUUCCUACAGCAUCCUCAAUGCCUCAUGGAGCCCGCAGACGGACGAAGCGACGACAGCGACCGCUACGAGCAGGCGGAGCAUGACCAGCAUGACCAUCGGCAGCAUAGCCAUGAGCAGCAGAAGAGCUGUGAGCCCUUCCCGGCGCUGCCAGAGACCCUCGAGAUGGCGACCCUCAACAUCCCAAACAGCCCAAAUACUGCGAAUACUGCGAAUACCCUGAAUUCACCAGCAUCACCAGCAUCGCCGGCUUCACGGUCGAGCUCGCCCAUCUCGGUGGCCUCGGGCGAGCUGGGCAUCGUCGCCUCGCGCCGCCCGACCACCGAGAGCGUCCUGACGACGGCCAGCAGACAGCCCAGCGGGCCCUUUGCCGGCCUGCAGCGCUUCUGGUGGGCGCACAUCUCCAUCCGCGUCCCCAGAAAGCAGAACCGCGACCACUUCGGUAUUUUCUCUCUGUCUAUAACUGUCUAUAUAGAGAUCAAGAUAGAUGCUAACGAGAGGAUAGCCCUCGAGAGGACGUACCUGGCGUACAUGCGCACCUCGCUGACGUUUGCCAUGGUCGGCGUGCUCAUCGCGCAGCUCUUCUCGCUCAACCACGCCGUCGUCCACAACGCCGACUUUGGCUUCCACCGCGUCGGCAAGCCGCUCGCCUGCGUCUGCCACCUGCUGGCUGUCCUCGUCGCCGUCGCGGGCGCCUUUCGCUUCUGGCGCCAGCAGCACGCCCUCGCCCGCGGCCGGGUCCACGCCGGCGGCCGCGAGGUCAACUUCAUCGGCCUCGUCUCAGCCGCCGUCGUCGCCGUCAUCUUCGUCCUCGUCAUCAUGAUCAGUGCCCGCCGCGACUCCGAGUAG